GCUCCACCAAUUAUUGAUUGCAAAUGAACUUCUUAUAUUACGGCAUCAUAUACUCAGMAUUUUAACUCGAUAUAUUCAGUUGCCACACCGAGUACUUCAGAAGUAAUACACCUAUAUUAGCUCGCAGAAAGAAGUCGAAACACCUGCUUUAUAGUGAAGUCUUUACAAGCUGUGGACAAGACCAGCUCCUGCAUCUCAACCACAGAAAAGACCUACUCCUACAUCCCGCAUUAUAGAUAUGUCAUUGUCUAAGGAAAACACACAAGGAAACCUAAACUAUUUUAGAUUACGAAAAGUGCUUGGUAUUGUAGAGGAACAUGUACGUCAAGUGUUCAUACAAGAAUGGGAUCGCCUUCAUAAAUCUACACACGGCCAAUGGAUCGAUUCUAGCCAAAAUGGACGUGACUUUUACAAUAUGGCUGCACCAUGGGAGAAAGGGAAGAAGCAUAAGCAUUUAUUAUCAAACAUACAAACAGGGGACACUUCCAAGUGGGAUUGGUCUUGCUUUUUCCACGCUUUGUUACAUUCURAGUGCAUUGGUAAAGGAGCCCUUGAUCCAAAAACCAGAACCAGCCUGAAAACUUUAAGAAUAUUCCGAAAUGACAUGGCACACGAUGGAAUUAAUGGAAGUCGUGUUAGUGUGGGAGAUGCAGAUUUUAAAGUAGCUAUYGAAAAAGUCAUAAAUGCUUUAAAGGAUCUAAAUCGUGAUGUGACAAUCGUAGAGGCCAUAAAAACUGAAACUAGCUUCGAAACAAAAGAGCUUAAAGAAAUUCAGAAMAAAUUAGACGAGGAAAAAAAGCAAAAUGCAAAGUUAAAGGAACCAAAGCCCUUUUGUGAACUGCCACCAAAGCCACCUCAUAAAAUCAUCGACCGUAAAACAGAAGUGGACUUAAUAUGGACGAAGAUGGAAGAGCUCCAAUGCAAGCAUGAUAACGAAGUGACCCAUGUGUACUUGUCCGGUAACCCCGGAUCCGGAAAAAGCGAAGUGGCAAGACAAAUAGGGGAAAUKUUUUGGUCAAAAAAUGCCAGUAAUCAGGCUUUUGCAGUUACAUUGAACGCGUCCACCAAGCAAGACUUGUUACAAUCAUACACUGAUUUUGCACGGCUUCUAAAAUGCAGUGAAAGUAGUAUAAACUCAAUGCUGACAGAAAGGUUUUCAGAUGAUGAUAAAAUUAAUCAUCUUAUUUCAAUUACGAAGCCUAGAGUUGAGAUGUUUUCCUCGUGGCUUGUUAUUGUUGAUAAUGUCAAGUAUGAUUUUAAGGAAGUUUGGAGAUUCAUUCCAGAAUUAGGAAAGAAAAUACAAACGAAAGGCCAAGUGUUAAUUACAACACAAGACAGCAAUUCAAUUAAUUUGAGAAGUCCAAAUGUGUAUCACGUGUCUUUAAGUGGUGGCAUGGAACCGAAUGAUGCUGCGAAAGCCCUUCGGAAAUUAUCAGAUGAUGAUGAUGAUGAUGAUGAUGAUGAUGAUGAUGAUGAUGUGAUUGUACGUGAAAUUGCCAGGGAACUUGAUUAUCAGCCACUUACUCUAGCUUGUGCGGCCUUCUAUAUGAAUUCAGUGAGAUUUGCGCAUGACUUUACGUGGACUGAAUGCCUUGAGAAGAUACAGCAAGGAAGGAAAGACAUCAUGGGCAAGAUGGAAGAUGUUGUCGAGAUGUCUUUGAGAGAACUUAUAGAAAAAGAUAGCAAGAUGAGGCACGCAUUUGAAUUUUUAUCAGUUAUCAGCCAACAGCCUAUACCAAUAGAAUAUGUCGUUCGCUAUGUUUCCAAGUGUUUACCAGAUGAGGACGAAUACUUGAUGCCAUAUCAUAUUACACUUUGCUCGUUCAUCCUUCAUCUACAACAAUACGAACAAGCCAAGCAAUACUUUGAAAAAGCGAUUGCAAUGGACGAACGAGUGUAUGACGGAGAUCAUCCAACGUUAGCAAUACAUCUUACCUAUCUUGGGGAUGUCCUAAAUGAUCUUGGACGAUAUGAAGAUUCUAGAAAGUACUUGAAGGAAUCAAUCGAUAUUUAUGAACGCCUAUACGAAGGAAACCACCCACAAAAAUCCUCUGUUUUUAACAAUUAUGCAGGCGUGCUCUACAGUCUAGGCAGAGAAAAAGAGUCCCUAGAGUACUUGGAAAAAGCGCUUUUCAUCGAUGAAAAUGCAUAUGGGGAGAACUACUCAGGCUUACAAAACACAUUAAGUAAUUUGGGGAGUGUAUUAAAACAGCUCGAUAGAUGUAAUGAAGCAAUAGUGUACAUAGAAAGAGCUAUUGAUAUUUGCAAACAAGCCUACAAUGACGAAAACCACCCACAGAUGGCUAUUCAUUUAGCUACCCUAGGAAUGGCAAAUGAAAAGCUUGGAAAUCGGGAAAAAGCUAAGGAAUGCCUCGAAAGAGCUGUUCAAAUUGACAGAAAGGUCUACGGCAGGAUUCACCCUCAACUAGCAGAGCACUUGAGCCAUCUUGGAAAUCUGCUGGAGGAACUUGGAGAACGCAAUGAAGCAAAGAAAUGUUUGGAAGAAGCAUUAACGAUUUCAGAAUCCUUAUAUAAUAGCAAUCAUCCAAUAUUGGCAAUGGAUCUAAACAACCUUGCUAUGUUGUUGAUAAAGCUUGGGAAUCAACAAGAGGCACAUGUACAUCUGAAAAGAGCCUACGAUAUUUGCCAACAGUGCUUUGACAUGAAUCAUCCUACUAGGAAAAGGAUAGAAAACAAUUAUGUUCUUAAUGUUCUUAAACAAAAACCUUAAACGUAGAAACGAAAAUACAGAACGCGAUCUUCAUCAGGCAAGCUGAUUGACGAUAAGAAAACAAAGAUACAGGAAUAUCUUCACAAAACCGGCCUGAUAAAAGGCUAAUAGAAUCAGUUUAAUUAGUAAAACCAAAAUACAUUAAAAUACAACAGGCACCGCGAAGCAGGGAAGGAGAGUGGGUUU
Messenger RNA from Exaiptasia diaphana, 2917 nucleotides. RefSeq lists its product as uncharacterized. Gene Ontology annotation, molecular function: protein binding. Bases 239 to 2731 code for a protein of 830 amino acids. The transcript has 5 exons. The record is from RefSeq and is a predicted model, not a curated record. NCBI's taxonomy places the organism in Eukaryota, Metazoa, Cnidaria, Anthozoa, Actiniaria, Aiptasiidae.